Rhodofomes roseus is the source of this 2316-nucleotide messenger RNA. RefSeq names its product FAD/NAD(P)-binding domain-containing protein. Gene Ontology annotation, molecular function: monooxygenase activity. The coding region runs from base 232 to 2316 and encodes 694 amino acids. The transcript has 10 exons. The record is from RefSeq and is a predicted model, not a curated record. Lineage: Eukaryota; Fungi; Basidiomycota; Agaricomycetes; Polyporales; Fomitopsidaceae.
CGGCCGCGUCGCCCGCCGCUGCCCGGCACCGCCACCGCGCCCGACGACGACGCAUACACCCGCCCACCCUGCACGGAUACACCGAGCGGCAAUGGGACCCCUUUCUCGAGUGAUGACAGGUGACGAGCGAGGGCGACAGUCGCUGUCUUUCUCGUCCUUCCUCUUCGCUCGUCCUCGUCGCGAGCACCACCAUCGUGAUGGCGGUAUGCACUCUGCAGCCCGUGCGUUCCGAUGGGAAGCCCACUCUCUUCACACCCCACCAGUCCCCUUAUAACCAGCUCCCUCCCCCGCCUGCUCUGCUCCCUUGCUGCCCUCGCUAUGCCAUCCCUCCAAAUCCCCAAAAAAGCACAAGUGCUCGUCGUCGGCGGUGGCCCCGCCGGUAGCUACACUGCCGCAGCCCUUGCUCGAGAAGGCAUCGACGUCGUCCUACUCGAGAUGUCUCGCUUUCCACGAUACCAUAUUGGAGAGUCUCUCAUUCCCUCUGUCCGGCAUUACCUGCGCUUCAUCGACGCAGAGGACCUCGUCGCCAGCCAUGGUUUUGCUACCAAGCCUGGCUCUGCCAUCAAGUUCAAUCAGUAUAUGCACGAAGGAUACACGGAUUUUGUUGCUCUCGGUGCCGACAACGCUGCAUGGAACGUCGUCCGCGCUGAAUUCGACCAUCUACUCCUGCAACACGCCGCCGCCUCCGGGGCACGCGUCUUCGAGCAAAUCCGCGUCACUGAGCUCCUCUUCGACCAGUCUCCCAAGGCUGUAUCUACUUCCCCUGGCCGCUCGAGUUCGUUCAGGCCAUCGCUCAGCCGAAAGGUGUCUGCGGGUAGUUCGAGCCUGAGGGCAGUAGCCGAGGAGUACGCGAUCGAAGACAACUUGGAUGCGAAAGCCGCUAUGGAGCCCGGUGAUGAAGAGGUCGCAAGCCUGGGGCGUCCGAUCAAGGCGGUGUAUGAGACGGCAAACGGAGGCAGAGGCGAGAUCGAAUUCGACUACUUGGUCGACGCAAGUGGGCGCGCGGGGGUGAUGAGUACGAAAUACCUAAAGAAUCGUAGGGUGAACGAGAGCCUCAAGAACGUCGCCGUGUGGGGCUACUGGCGCGGCACCGGCAUGUACGGUAAGGGGACCACGCGAGAGAACGCGCCCUACUUCGAGGCACUCAGCGACGAGUCCGGCUGGGCAUGGUUCAUCCCCCUGCACAACGGGCUCACUUCCGUCGGCGUCGUCAUGGCACAAAAGCAGCUCGGCCUGCGCUCGCGCGCGUCCUCCGCCGCGUCCUCCUCUCCGUCCGCGUCCUCCCCCGGCCCCGCGCACGCCCGCCCGCGCUCGACGUCGAGUCUGUCCACGCGCACGGCGUCCGCGCUCGCAGAGCGCUACCGCGGCUUCUUGCCGCUCGCGCCGGGCGUGCUCGCGCUGAUUGGCGAGGGCGAGCUCGUGGAUGUCGCGGGCGAGGGCAUAGGCGGGGAGCAGGGCGAGGCGGUGAAGAGCGCGAGCGACUAUAGCUACCAUGCGGAUGUGUAUGCGGGCGAGGGGUGGAGGCUCGUCGGGGAUGCGGGAGCGUUCAUAGACCCAUUCUUCUCGUCGGGCGUGCAUCUGGCGAUGACGGGCGCGUUGAGUGCGGCUGCGUCGAUAUGUGCGAGCGUGCGGGGGGACUGCGCGGAGGUCGAGGCGGCGAGGUGGCAUAGCAAUCGCGUGGCAGUUUCGUACACCAGGUUCCUCGUCGUGGUCCUCAGCGCGUACAAGCAGAUCCGCUCGCAGUCCGCGAACGUCCUGGGCGACGUCUCCGAGGACAACUUCGACAAGGCCUUUGCCUUCCUCCGACCCGUCAUCCAGGGCGGCGCAGAGAUGGGCACGCGUCUCUCCGAGGACGAGCUCCAGCAGGCCCUCGACUUCUGCGUGCACCUCUUCGACCCGACGACGCCCGAGCAGCACGAGAGCGUCCGCCGCACGCUCGCGGGGCUCUCUUCCUCCUCUUCCUCCUCCGCCGCCGACGUGGAGGAUAGGCCCGAGGCGCUCCUCGAUGUCCGCGCGCCGAUCGUCGACCCGUCGAGGCUGGAGAAGCUGCUCCGCUUCCGACUCAGGCGCAGGUCCGAGUCUGCGGAUGCGAAGUUGGGGGGCGCGACGACGGGCGGGGAGAAGACGGCGACCGCGACGGCGGAGGACGCGGAGGUGCGGAUGGUGCUGGAGAAGGUGAACGCGCGGCGGGUGAUCUAUUCGGAGCAUGGGAACGCUCUGAACAACUUGGAGGAGGAGGCGGUGGACGGGUUCGUGGUCAGGCUCGAGAGGGGGGAGUUGGGGCUGAGGCGGGCCGCUGGGAAGGGCGAGGUCUGA